UGAUACAUUGUAGUUUUAAAUACAUUUUAGGGGGCAGUGCUUAGGAAUGGAGACCAAGCACCUGGGUGACAACUUUAAACAAAGCAUGCAAAUGAGAAAGACAGACCCAAUCAACAACACUCGAUUGCAUUGAUAAUCCAAUCAGUCUAACGAUUCAUGUCUGGGCCAGGGCUCCGAAAGCCAUUUGCAGAACAAAAGAUUCGAGUCUGGCUCAUUUGGCUCAUUUCACUUACAAUAGGAGAACAGGAACUGGCAGGGACCUCUUGCAUCUGAUGUAGUGAUCUGACUCAUGUCACCAUUUUUCACCUUAAAUGCUAAAUACAAGAGGUGCGCGCUCCCUCCCCGACUCACACCCCAGACAUGGAGGAACUCCUAAAACACCUCACUGAGGUCAGCAUCCGCCAACAACAAAUCGCCGAACAUCUCGCCACUCGGCAGGGCCAGACGGAGCAGGAGCUUGCGACCCUCCGAGCCGCUUACCCACCGGCGCCACCACCAGAUGCCCGUGUGCAAGCCGUGAGGCUGCCUCCGAAGAUGACUCCGCACGACGAUGUCGAAGCGUAUCUCCAGACGUUCGAGACGACCGCGACUCUGGAAGGUUGGCCGCCCGUGGACUGGGCCCGGGCGCUGGCACCUCUUUUAACCGGAGAAGCUCAACGAGCCUAUUUCAGCCUCCCCGCGUCUACCGCCGACCAGUAUGAAGAGGUCAGACGCAAAAUCCUAGCCCGGUUGGGCCUUUCAGCCGUCUGUGCAGCGCAACAUUUCCAUGAGUGGGAAUACAAAGCCCGACUGCCAGCCCGGGCCCAGGUCGCCGAACUGACACGACUAGCGCGCCACUGGCUGCUGGAAGAGGCCCCCACAGCGACGCAGGUGAUGGAGCGCGUCGUCAUUGACCGGUUCCUCCGGGCCCUUCCUCGUUCACACAGACAGGCAGUCGGCAUGAGGAACCCGACCUCAACUUUGGAGCUGGUCGAAGCAGUAGAGCUGGCGGAUGCUGCCCAACAGCGAGAGGCCGGGGAGAGAGUGCCACCGUUCCCCCGGAGGGUGGGCCAGGAACGACGCGCCGGAGGGCACCCGCGACACCGAGUAGGCCGGCGGCCCCUCCGCCGAGACGAGCCCAUGCCCACAGAGCCUCCCACACCCCCCGCUUGGACCUGGCUGGCAGGCUGUAUCGUACACCGGGACCUUCCCGAUGGGGCACCCGAGGCCAAGGUGAAGGUAAAUGGAAGGCCAUUCCGGGCCCUACUAGACUCAGGGAGCGCCGUAAGUCUAGUCCAGACGCACGUCUUGGCUCCUCGCACCGAGUGCAAAACGUCUCUGCCCAUAACUUGCGUCCACGGCGACACCCGACAGGUCCCCACCCGCCGUGUGACCAUCUCCACUGCUUUGGGCUCCUGGCCCGUUGAAGUGGGCAUAAUGAAGGAUCUCCCCAUACCCGUCCUGAUCGGCCGGGACUUGACCGUCUCCUGGCGACCCUCACUCAGCCUGCCAGCCCGGGAGGGGGCCGCCGAAGGCAACCGGCCCCAAAAAUGCCACGACGACGGCCCGUCCUUUUGA
Onychostoma macrolepis is the source of this 1557-nucleotide messenger RNA. RefSeq lists its product as uncharacterized. The record is from RefSeq and is a predicted model, not a curated record. NCBI's taxonomy places the organism in Eukaryota, Metazoa, Chordata, Actinopteri, Cypriniformes, Cyprinidae. Gene Ontology annotation, molecular function: aspartic-type endopeptidase activity. The transcript has 2 exons. Gene Ontology annotation, biological process: proteolysis. The coding region runs from base 361 to 1557 and encodes 398 amino acids.